GAAAGUUUUGAAAAUUUUUGUAAGAAAAUUUUACAUUUAAAUGUAAACAAAUUAAUACCCGCGGCUAAAAUACGUGUAAUGUAAUUACUUCUGUAAAUUUUCUUUUCUUAAAUUAUUUUAAGGAGAAUGUAUUCUUCCGUUACUAAGCCUGACUGCAUCACGCCUCGUGACUAUUUGACGGAUUCUGAUUGGCUAAUUGAAGCGGUUUAGCCAAUAGGAAUGCUGUCGGCAGUUGUCGGCUCGAGACGUCAAACUCUUCGCUUCGCGGUUACAGUCGUGAAGAGACACGGGCGAGGUCGUAAGCUUAUACUUUUAAGUGAAAGACAUUUGUCGUCUUUAAUUUAUUUUCACAGUAAAUCAGUUGACUUAUUAGAACAAUCGUGAAUAGUAUAUAUUUAUAAUUUAUAUCGCUAAUAAUUUAUAGUGAGAGGCUCUCUGCCUGCAAAGUUCAUUGUCAAUGGAGGUUAAUAAUGCAGCGAAAAACAAAAUCAAUGUGGAUACAAAUGGAGCAAGAACAGGCUUUGAUCGAUUUCAUAAUUCAGGACCAGACUCCUACUUUUCCUCAAACAAGCCUCAGUUGCAGAACAGCUUCAGAGACAGCGGACUGCUGUCACACAACCCAUUCUUGGAUGGCAAAGACUCUGCAGCACUCUCUUACACAGUUUGGCCAACUCAGGAAGAAGACUGUAAAUCAGUGAACUGGCCUCAAGUCAUACCUAAUAACAGAAAUCUGUUAGAUGCCAAUAACUGUGGGAGUGAGGCUGAUCUUUAUGGAUUAGUGUCAGACAUCUUGGAAGAACCAGAUUCAAUGGACCCAUACUCCUCAUAUGUCUCAGAGAAUAGGCUAGCAUCUAGUCUGAAAGAUGUUUGGUCUCCAAAGUUGACAAGAGAAGACCGGAUGCAGUACUUCAAUAAUGAGGUACAGAUGUCGCCCAUUUCUGGAUUCCCAACGAAACAGAUUUGUCCUAAACCAGUCAGCAAUAUUUCUCCUCAGCCUGCUGGUCGAGAAUCUCAUCAGUGGGCCGAACUUCAGAAUCGUAAUGGUUUUGAUUCUUUUGCACUUCCCUGCAAUUUCUCCACCUGUAAUGGAGAGGCCGACAAGUAUUCUCCUCAAGAUAUCCCUCGCCCCCCAGGCCUGAGCACACCCCCAGCAUUAAGCUCUAGCCUCUACCAGACCGGGCCUGGUAAACUGGACUAUAUUACACCUGAGAAGGAGGAAGGAUACCACAGCACCACUAAUUGCCUGUCUGAUUAUAUAAACUCAGUCAACUCAACUCCAUCACUCAACUCCUGCUGCCCUCCACAAACAAUGGAUGACUCCUAUUUCAGUUCAUCUCAUGAAUUUUCAUGUCUGAGCAAAGAUAAACCGAGAAACACCCAGUCGUUCUCUGUGCAGGAUAUCAGUAAACUGGCCUUUCUCUUGGCAGAGCAGGAUAUGAACUAUUGCAGAGAAUCCACCCAGAAUGGUUUUUUAGCACAGAGGAAUCUUGAGGAAAUCAUGGCAGAGCAGAAGAGUCACGCUUUUCAAAGGAUGUCGGAGCUUAUUACUCAAACACCAGAUUUUAAGAGAGAGGUGACACGCAACCAUAUGGAGCAAAGAGGAGCUAAAGUAGUGGAUAAAAAACAAAGUCAUUAUACUUUGAAUGAAUUUUCAAGGUUUGGGCCACCAAAGACUUUUUCUCCUACCAUCGUGCCUCCAGUCCUCCACCCAAACAGAGAAGCCAGCCUGAUAGGAAGCAGCACCACCCAGAACGGUGUAAAGCAGUACCAGCCUAUCCAUUCAAACCAUUACCAAAAACAAGCUAAGAUUUCAGCAAAGACCAACAGCAACAAUGAAUCACAGGGUUUUGCAAACCUCUCAAACACAUCAGGGGCUGUUCCAUUGCUUCCUUCUCAGCAGUUGUUCCGUCCUGCAGCGAGAGUCUCGGCUGAUUUGAGUCUGGGGAACACACUAAAUCAACAUGGUGCGAUAGGCCAGGUCAGUCUUGAGGAAUUAAGGAAAGGAGCGGGAAAUGUGGAUAUUUCAGAUUUUGACCUCCAGCUGGAGCAAAACAGGUUGUCUGCGGGCCUCAUGGUCGAUGGGCGUUUUUCUCCGUGCUUUGGCAUGAAACCUAAACUUCCUGGUUUCCCUAAAGAGGCAGACAAAAGAACAGGACUCCUGCAAAAUCAGUAUCAGGGACUGGGCAGUUUGUACGGAGGACAAAUCAGACACAACGGAGCAAGUUCAAACUCAGCCAAAGCUAUACCAUCACAACUUUUCCCAUUCCUAUACCAGAUGGGUGAUCCCAGAAAAAGCACAUGCCAUCUGAUUCAGUCACAGUCGCCUUACUGCUCUGUGCCUCUCAUCGACAUGAAUAAACGUCUGCCAGAGGGAGAAGUUUCGCCAUUCAGCCCUUAUCUACAAGAAUGCAUUGGGCUCAGCCAAACAUCAGGAGAUGGGUCUUUCUCCGGGUUUCUGUCGGCCAUGACUUUACCUAAGUUUGGCAAGGCGCUCGGAAGCCCCAACAGUCAACUACACUUUUACUUGGAGGAAUGUUACGAGCAGUGGAGGAUGCUGGAAAAAGAGAGAAAGCAAGCAGAAGCUGUUCUUACAAAGACUUACCCGGGGAAACGUGUGUCUGUGGUGACCAGUAGUGUUUUACCUAAAAUGCCUCCAAACCCCUCCAGACUGGACCGCCUCAUUGUAGAUCAGCUGCGUGAACAGGCCAGGGUGGCAGGUUUGCUAGGCAAAAUGGAGCAGUUGCGCAGUUUUCCGCUUCAUGCUAAUAUUGGCUCAGCAUUAGACAGGCAUCUUGAGGUCAUCUACAUCACUCAGGCACGCCGCAAGGAUGAAUUCAUCAAUGCCAGCAGCAGACAGAGGCAGCCAGCGGCCUCCUUUAGAGAGGACAGGGAGAUCCUUCUGUUGGCAUCUGCAGUGAAGGACCUCUGCAGCAGCACCAGAAAGGCCCGGACUGCUCUCUGGUGUGCAUUGCAAAUGACUUUGCCCAAAACAAACAGUUACCCAGAGGAGAGAGUCGAGCUGGGUACCUGCUCCCCUUUAGGUCAAGACAGCCCUGAGCAAAGCAGCUUGGAGAGGGCACUGACUGCCCUGUGAUAAAUUUCUGGCAGGUAGACAGUUUUUUUGUGUGUCUUUUGACACACGGUUUAACCUGUCCAAAAAAGUGCAAGAGGUGAUGGGAUUGCAUUUUAAGAAGAGUGAAUGAGUUAUUUAAGUUAUUCCACCAAAGUGAUACGUUAGGCUCAGUUGUGGGCAGCAGAUGGAAUUCUUAGUUCAUUAAUAUUUAUCAGUCUUCUGUGAAAACCACCAAUCAGAUUAUAAUCAAAUUCUCCAAAAGACAUGGAAUUAUGGCAGUAGUACUGAGCUAUUUUGUUUAAGGACCCCAGAAGAACUGCCAGUAUAAACGAGACGUUUUGAGAGCGCAUGAAAGAAUGAUUUAACAGUGACAGAAAGAGAGAUGAAAUUAGAAGAGGGAACUUUUAACUGGCGAAUGGUGAUAAUGGAACAGAAUGUAUGGCAAGAGCAAGAUCUGUGGCUUUGGAGGAUAAUGGGAUAUGUUUGCCCAGUUGACCUAGAAAUGUAUAAAUAGUUGCACAAGAAGCAAAAAUGAUUUGUGUUGAAUUUUUUUUUUUUUUUUUUUUUUGACAGUUUAAUUAGUGUCUCCUACAACAUAUUCAAAUCUAAUCUAUUCGAAUCUAAGCUAAUUUUAGUUCCAGUGACACACAUUCAGGCAAAGACAGUAUUUAUGAUCAACAGGACAUGUUCCAGUUGUCCUUUUAUUACUUUACUUAUUUAUGUGCGUGAUUCUUUGGAGUCAGCACUUGGUUUUUAGUGGUCUCACUGAAUUAACAAUGACAAUCACACCUUUCCUAAAUCUGUUUUGUUUAUGGAAAAUUUGAAAGUGAAUUUAUUUAUUUGCAGUUUGUUUAUCUCAAUUCUGAAUUCAACUCCGUAUUCUCUAUAUUUCAAUGUAUGUAUGUGGUCAAUCUGUCUGCGAUGUAACUCAUUUGAGGAUAUAUUGAGUAGCUGAGAGUAACAUCAUUCAUGCACUGAAAUAAAUGAUGUCAACCACGUUACUAGAAAAUGCUACAGAUUGACAUAGUUCAUAUGACGUGUACUCAUAUUGCCUUUGUUUUUUUUGCUUAUGCUUUUGUUCAAGUUUAACAAUUAAACUUACACAACACAAAACCACAGA
Messenger RNA from Carassius auratus (goldfish), 4193 nucleotides. Its product is annotated as meiosis-specific coiled-coil domain-containing protein MEIOC-like. Gene Ontology annotation, cellular component: nucleus; cytoplasm. NCBI's taxonomy places the organism in Eukaryota, Metazoa, Chordata, Actinopteri, Cypriniformes, Cyprinidae. Gene Ontology annotation, biological process: mRNA stabilization; male meiosis I; female meiosis I. The transcript is spliced from 8 exons. The record is from RefSeq and is a predicted model, not a curated record. Bases 458 to 3094 code for a protein of 878 amino acids.